AUGGCGAAAGGGAGAAGAUCUCGCAGCCUCUUCAGCUUAAUAUCUCUCCACAUCCUCCUGAUUUUCAGCGCGUCGUGGCCUGGAGCCGAGGGUCUCACAUUCCCCCAGCAGUACACGAUAAUGCACUGGGCCCGGCGGAUCGAGCAGGAGAUUGACAGAGUCUUUCAGCACAUCACUGGAGCUCAGCAGCUGAAAGGGAUUUACAACGAGGAGAGACGGCGGUUUAGUCUGGUGAAGAAUCAGCCUCGCAGGAUUGUGGAGAAGGUGGCCUUAGACAUCGAAAAACUCCUUGCAAAGAAGCGCAAAGCCCUCGAUAGGUUAGCCAGUGAAGCAGAAAGGCUCCAGAGAGAACAUCUAUGGCAGGAUGGAAUCAAGGAGUUGGACAUGGCCUACUAUGACUCCAAGGCAGAGCUGGAUUAUAAUUCCAUCGAUGGAGAAGUCGAGAUGGAAAACCCCUCCCAGCUCAAGCUGGAGUUUGUGUAUGACCCAAACUUCAAAAAUAGUGUCAACUUUUCCCACACAGCUGUUCAGAUUCCAACAGAUAUCUAUAAAGGAGCCACAGUCAUUCUGAACGAGCUGAACUGGACUCAGGCCCUGGAGAGAGUGUUCAUGGAGAACAGUCGGGAGGAUCCGUCCCUGCUGUGGCAGGCGUUUGGGAGUGCGACAGGAGUCACUCGUUACUAUCCAGCCACACCUUGGAAAGCACCUGACAAAAUUGACCUGUAUGAUGUCAGGAGGAGACCCUGGUACAUCCAGGGUGCAUCGUCCCCCAAAGACAUGGUCAUCCUGGUUGAUGUGAGCGGCAGCGUCAGUGGACUCACCCUUAAACUGAUCAAAGCGUCUGUGAUGGAAAUGCUGGACACAUUAUCUGAUGAUGACUACAUCAAUGUAGCCAGGUUUAAUGAAAAAGCCGAGGCUGUGGUUCCUUGCUUCAAACAUCUUGUUCAGGCUAAUGUGCGAAACAAAAAGAUUUUUAAGGAGGCUGUGCAGCAGAUGCAGGCUAAAGGCACCACGGACUACAAGUCUGGGUUUCAUUUUGCUUUUAACCAGCUGUUAAAUAAGACAAAUGUCCCGCGGGCUAACUGCAAUAAAAUAAUCAUGCUGUUUACUGAUGGAGGAGAGGACAGAGCGCAGGAUGUCUUCAUGCAAUACAACUGGCCAAAUAAGACAGUCAGUUUUAUGAUUUGUGUCAUUAUUCAACACCAAAACAGGAUGUGUUGCAAUAUCUAAGUUAUAUUUAUCUUCGCUUUUACCAAGGUUCGAGUAUUUACCUUUUCUGUGGGUCAACAUAACUAUGAUGUCACACCUUUACAGUGGAUUGCCUGCACAAAUAAAGGUUACUAUUUUGAGAUCCGUUCCAUCUGUGCUAUAAGGAUUAACACCCAGGAGUACCUGGACGUGCUGGGACGCCCCAUGGUUCUGGCAGGCACUGAGGCCAAACAGGUUCAGUGGACUAACGUGUAUCAAGAUGCUUUGGGUCUCGGUCUGGUCGUGACUGGAACUCUUCCUGUUUUCAAUCUCACCAUGAACGGAAAUUCACAGAAUCAGCUGAUUUUAGGCGUCAUGGGAGUGGACGUGCACCUCGAUGAGAUAAAACGACUGACGCCACGUUAUAAUCUCGGGGCAAAUGGCUAUAUAUUUGCAAUUGAUCCAAAUGGAUAUCUGCUCCUUCAUCCCAACCUUCAGCCAAAGCUUGUCAACCUUCCUGAACCGGUGACGCUGGACUUUCUGGAUGCGGAGGUAGAAGAUGAGAACAAAGAGGAGAUUCGACGACAAAUGAUUGAUGGAAGACCAGGUGAAACACAGAUCAAAACUCUUAUCAAGUCUAUUGAUGAGCAAUACAUUGAUGACGUAUACAGAGGCUACACCUGGACUCCUAUCAACGGGACGGACUACAGCCUCGGUCUGGUGUUGCCGCCCUACAACGAGUACUACAUCCAGGCAGACCUGAGUGAUGUGAUGCUGCAGCUCCAGUAUAUGCAGUCGUUGUUGCCCAGCUCCUUUGAAUCAUCAGGACAUGUGUUUCUGGCUCCAAGGGAGUACUGCAAGAACCUGCAGCUUUCUGACAACAACACACAGUUUCUGCAGAACUUUCUCUCACUCAUGCUGCACAUCGCCCCAGAGUCUGAUGAGUGUGACCAAGGCCUCAUCCACAACCUGAUCCUGGAUUCCCGGAUUAUCGGGCAGCUUGCAUCUCGUGUAUGGAAGAACAAGGAUCUGAAUGCGUAUGGCUUCCUAGCUGUAUUUGCAUCCACAGAUGGAGGAGUUACACGAGUUUUUCCCAACAUAGCUGCUGAGUUGUGGGAGGAGGAUCCCGAACCUUUUAAUUCAAAUUUUUACAGGCGAAGUCUCGACAAUAAAGGCUACAUGUUCAGACCACCAUUGAAAUCCUCUUUUGAUGACCUUGACGCAGCGGAAAACGACACCGUUGGAAUCCUUGUUAGUUCAGCUGUUGAGGUUAAUUUAGGAGGGAAACUGCUCAAACCUGCAGUGGUUGGAGUGAAGCUGGACCUGGAAGCGUGGGUGGACAAGUUUAAGAUCCUGGCCAGCAACGUGUCCGACAGUCGUCAGGGUUCACACAGGUGUGGACCAUCCAGGAGCUGUGAGAUGGACUGUGAAGUAAACACGGAUGACCUCCUUUGUUAUCUCAUUGAUGAUGGUGGGUUCCUGGUUAUGUCCAACCAGAGAGAUCACUGGAAAAAGAUUGGUCUCUUUUUUGGCGAUGUGGACCCUUUCCUGAUGUACGCUCUCUACAACAACUCCAUCUUCACCCGCCGGCAGUCCUUCCACUACAAAUCCGAAUGUGAGGCAGUCAGCAGCAGCCAAACUGGUGCGGCCCCGAGAGGCAUCUAUGUGCCGUCCGUUGCUGACAUCUUGAGCUUGGCCUGGUGGACAUCCACAGUCGCAUGGUCUGUGGUCCAUCAGCUGCUGUAUGGACUCAUCUACAACAGCUGGCUCUAUCAAGAUGAUGUCCUCGUUGACGGCUUUGAGACCAAAGUGAGCAGCUGUGUGACCAUCCACAGCCAGUUCUUUUUCACCAACACCACAAACUCCUACAACGUGCUGCAGGACUGCGGGAACUGCUCACGGUUGUUCCACGCAAAGCGGAUAGAAAACACCAACCUUCUCUUUGUGGUGGCCGAGACGCUGCCCUGCAGCUCCUGUGAGAUUGAGAGUCUGACCCAGAUCAAAAAGGAGUUUCAGGAGGAAAAUCCAUGUGAAGUUCUGAGCAACGCACGAUACCGUAAAGGCCCGACUUCCUGCUUUGACUACAGUGCCUUAGAAAACACGUCAGAGUGUGGACGGGGUCACUCUCUGCAGGCCUCUAUAGGAGUCCUGCUCUUCAUUCAGCUCGUUCUGCAUCUCUUUCAUCUCCCGCACGUACAAACUCUCUGACAUUUUCCAUCUCUUCGGAUUUAGGCUCGGAUCUACUGAAGGUCAGAUCAAACAGCAACUGAGACAGUUUUCUUUUUUCUACCUGCUAACAACUCUUGGUGCAGCGUGCUUUGAAAGAAAACCCUGGGUCAGCACCUAGUGUUUUUUUUUGUUGUUUUUUUUGCCUUAUUGCUUAUAUGUUUCUCAGUUUUCCUGGGCUGGAGUACAAAAUAGAAGAAAAUGUUUAGGCAUGCAACUUAAACC
Nematolebias whitei (Rio pearlfish) is the source of this 3639-nucleotide messenger RNA. Its product is annotated as voltage-dependent calcium channel subunit alpha-2/delta-2-like. Gene Ontology annotation, molecular function: voltage-gated calcium channel activity. The record is from RefSeq and is a predicted model, not a curated record. NCBI's taxonomy places the organism in Eukaryota, Metazoa, Chordata, Actinopteri, Cyprinodontiformes, Rivulidae. Gene Ontology annotation, cellular component: voltage-gated calcium channel complex.